Molecule: messenger RNA, 1600 nt
Organism: Drosophila obscura
Lineage: Eukaryota; Metazoa; Arthropoda; Insecta; Diptera; Drosophilidae
Product: prolyl 4-hydroxylase subunit alpha-2-like
Exons: 5
Coding region: 67-1563 (498 amino acids)
Biological process (GO): peptidyl-proline hydroxylation to 4-hydroxy-L-proline
Cellular component (GO): endoplasmic reticulum
Molecular function (GO): protein binding; L-ascorbic acid binding; iron ion binding
Source: RefSeq, a predicted model, not a curated record
ACUGAAGAAUAUUCCUCAUUCGAACUAAAGAAGAUCCCUCACUCUAGGCUGGAUUACGUUCGUAAAAUGUGUGCUUUAAGUUUAUCCAUCAUUAUAUCCACAAGCCUGUUUGCUUUUUGUUUGAUUUGUGAAAAUGCAACCGCAAAUACGGCUCACGAGAAGUCAUACGCCUGCUCGACAGUGGCACUGAUGAAGCUGCUGCGGGUAGAGGAUGAGCUAGUGCGAAACCUAAGGAGCUACGUGGCCAAGCUGAAGUAUAAACACCAACUAGUGAAUCAAGCGUUGAGCAGCAUGCGAGCGGGGGAGAGCCACAUGAAAACAGACUACGAGGCAUACCUGGGGAAUCCCCUGAACAGUUUUGGGCUUAUACAUCGCCUACAUCGAGGUUGGGAGCAACUGGUGCGUUACUCUUCAGAGUCCCAGCAAAAUGAAAGAGGACACAUUAAGCAUGCUCAUCGUAUGCGAAUGCUUCUACCCACUGCCUUGGACUUGGAAGAGGCCUGUCGUGGCAUCGAUAGCCUAGUGGAUAUCUACGAACUGCAGCCGGAAGAUUUAGCCGCUGGUACUCUAGUCGCUGUAGACUCGCAGCCCGCCACCGCCUUGUCCCCCCUGGACUGCUAUGCAUUGGGAAAGUACUGUAGAACCGAACGGAAUGAUAGGCGGGCAGAGGCUUGGUUCAAUGCCUCAUUGGAAAGAUACGAGGACAGGCUUGAGUAUGCCGUCCUUGGCUUCAGCCGAAGAAGAAUUCACUACUCUUGGGGCAUGCUGCUCAUGAAAAGUCAGCAGGAAACUGCCGGCAUGGCACACCUAAACACCGAAGGGGAGGAGGAUAAGUUUUUCAGGGAUGUUAAGAGACACUAUGAUGAUAAAAUGGCGUACAAGCGGGGCUGCAGUGCUGUCUUCAGAGCUCCAGCCCAUCUGCACUGUCGCUACAACAGCUCCACGACAGCCUUUGCGCGCAUUGCUCCACUGAAGAUGGAGGAGCUGAGCCACGACCCGUACAUGGUGCUUUUCCACGAUGUUGUCUACGAGAGCGAAAUCGAUUGGCUGCUGGAUCACACACAGCUGAUGGCAUCUAUGGUGGGUCAGUAUCAGUACUCCCCCAUUCGAACCUCAAAGGAACAGCAUUUCGUUGAAUAUGAGGAUGCAGCAGUGGCCAAUACUAUCCACAGGCGGUUGAUGGACAUGACCGGCUUGAGUAUGAUGGACAGCGAAGCUCUAACACUCAUCAAUUAUGGCAUGGGCGGGCACUAUGACCUGCACUACGAUGGCCACAACUACAGCGAGCAGAAUCGAAUUCUCCUUGGCGACCGCUUAGCCACUGUUCUCACUUAUGUGGGCGAUGUGGACUAUGGCGGUGCCACAACAUUUCCCUACAUCAAUGUGUCUGUCCCGCCCACGAAGGGAUCUGCUCUCUUAUGGUACAACUUGGAGAACGCUGGUGGAAUGAAUGUCAAAGCAAUGCACGGAGGCUGCCCAGUGAUAGUUGGCUCCAAAUACGUGUUUACCAAAUGGGUCAGUGAAAUUCCUCAGUUAUUCUUAACACCCUGCAUACGGAACUAGAAUCUUGAUAGAAAUAAAGCGGAUUCAUUUAAUAUCA